This is a messenger RNA of Aspergillus viridinutans, 3639 nucleotides long. RefSeq names its product coatomer subunit alpha. Bases 1 to 3639 code for a protein of 1212 amino acids. Gene Ontology annotation, molecular function: protein binding; structural molecule activity. NCBI's taxonomy places the organism in Eukaryota, Fungi, Ascomycota, Eurotiomycetes, Eurotiales, Aspergillaceae. Gene Ontology annotation, biological process: endoplasmic reticulum to Golgi vesicle-mediated transport; intracellular protein transport; intra-Golgi vesicle-mediated transport. Gene Ontology annotation, cellular component: COPI vesicle coat. The record is from RefSeq and is a predicted model, not a curated record. The transcript has 8 exons.
AUGCAAUCCUCCCCAAAUAUGCUCACCAAGUUCGAGUCGAAGUCGUCUCGUGCGAAGGGAAUUGCUUUUCAUCCUAAACGACCAUGGAUCCUUGUUUCACUCCACUCGUCGACGAUUCAAUUAUGGGAUUAUCGCAUGGGAACUUUGAUCGAUCGCUUUGAAGAGCACGAUGGACCUGUUCGCGGCAUUGAUUUCCACCCGACACAACCCCUCUUCGUCUCCGGAGGCGACGACUACAAGAUUAAGGUCUGGAGUCUUCAAACCCGGAGAUGUCUUUUCACCUUGAACGGGCAUCUGGACUACGUGCGCACGGUAUUCUUCCACCGCGAACUUCCUUGGAUCCUCUCUGCCUCCGACGAUCAAACAAUAAGAAUAUGGAAUUGGCAGAACAGAUCGUUGAUCUGCACAAUGACGGGCCACAAUCAUUAUGUGAUGUGUGCACAGUUCCAUCCGACAGAGGAUCUAAUCGCUUCCGCGUCGCUCGAUCAGUCUGUUCGCAUUUGGGAUAUUUCCGGGCUGCGGAAGAAGCAUUCGGCACCGACAUCCAUGACAUUCGAAGACCAGAUGGCUCGCGCCAACCCCAGCCAGGCGGAUAUGUUUGGAAACACCGACGCUGUUGUGAAAUUUGUCCUGGAGGGCCACGACCGAGGUGUGAACUGGGUGUCUUUCCACCCCACUCUACCUCUGAUUGUGUCCGCGGGAGACGAUCGCCUGGUCAAGUUGUGGAGAAUGAGUGACACAAAAGCCUGGGAAGUCGAUACAUGCCGGGGUCAUUUCCAGAACGCCUCCGCUUGUCUAUUCCACCCCCACCAGGAUUUGAUCCUCUCCGUCGGCGAAGACAAGACCAUCCGAGUGUGGGACUUGAACAAGAGAACCUCGGUGCAGUCGUUCAAACGUGAUGUGGAUCGGUUCUGGGUCAUUGCUGCCCACCCCGAAAUCAACCUCUUUGCAGCUGGUCAUGACACUGGUGUCAUGGUAUUCAAGCUGGAGAGAGAAAGACCCGCGUCUGCUGUUUACCAAAACCAAUUGUUUUACAUCACGAAGGAGAAGCACGUGAAAUCAUACGACUUUGCCAAGAAUGUUGAGUCGCCGCCGAUGCUUUCACUACGCAAGUUGGGAUCACCGUGGGUGCCGCCAAGAACUCUUUCUUACAACCCCGCUGAGCGCGCCAUUCUCGUCACAUCUCCCACUGAUGGUGGUGCGUACGAGCUGAUCCACCUUCCGAGGGAUGCAACUGGCGCUGUCGAGCCCACAGACGUCAAGCGCGGCCAGGCUUCUUCCGCCGUCUUCGUCGCCCGUAAUCGAUUUGCUGUCUUCAGCCAGGCCAAUCAACAGGUGGACAUCAAGGAUCUAAGCAACUCUACCACAAAAACUAUUAAGCCGCCUACUGGAACAACUGACAUUUACUUUGGUGGAACCGGAGCUUUACUCUUCAUUACACCCACCUCCGUGGUUCUCUUUGACAUCCAACAGAAGAAGCAGCUGGCAGAGCUUGCAGUGAGCGGUGUCAAGUACGUUGUUUGGUCCAAUGAUGGACUCUAUGCUGCUUUGCUCAGCAAGCAUAAUGUUACCAUUGUUACCAAGUCCCUCGAGCAAGUGAGCAGCCUGCACGAGACCAUUCGCAUCAAGAGCGCGGCGUGGGAUGACGCAGGCGUCCUUCUUUACUCGACCUUGAACCACGUGAAAUACUCUCUUCUAAAUGGGGACAACGGCAUAAUCCGCACUUUGGACCACACCGUGUACCUCGUCAAGGUGAAGGGCAGAAACGUUUACUGUCUGGAUCGUAAUGCCAAGCCCAGGGUUCUCGAAAUCGACCCUACCGAGUACCGCUUCAAGCUCGCCCUGGUUAAGCGCAACUACGACGAGAUGCUGCAGAUUAUCAAGACCUCAAGCUUGGUCGGGCAAAGUAUCAUUUCGUAUCUGCAAAAGAAGGGCUACCCUGAGAUUGCCCUGCAGUUCGUGCAGGACCCUGAGACUCGUUUUGAGCUUGCCCUCGAGUGUGGUAACCUGGACGUUGCCAUCGAGAUGGCGCGCGAACUGGACCGCCCGAAGUUGUGGAGCAGACUGGGAAUGGAAGCUCUGGCUCACGGCAACCAUCAAACUGUGGAGAUGACGUAUCAGAAGCAAAGAAACUUCGACAAGCUUUCAUUCCUUUACUUGUCCACCGGUGAUUCUGAAAAAUUGGCCAGGAUGGCCAAGAUUGCAGAGCAUCGCGGGGACUUCACAUCUCGGUUCCAGAAUGCUAUCUACCGUGGCGAUGUUGAAGAUAGAAUUCAGAUGUUCCAGGAAGUCGAUUUGUACCCUCUGGCCUAUCUUACCGCCAAGUCUCACGGCUUGACUGAAGAGGCUGAAUCCAUUCUCGAAGCCUGCGGGUUGACCGAAGACCAGAUCACGCUUCCCACAACCGAGGAGCCUCUGCGGGUGCCUCAGGCCAUUGUCCCUAGUUUCAAGGCGAAUUGGCCUGUUAAGGCUGCAACUCAUUCGUCGUUUGAGAAGGCGUUGCUUGGAGAAGUGGGUGUGGAAGAUGAGGAGGCUGCCGCCCUUGGCCUCGAGCCCGAGGAAGAAGGCGAGGAGGCCGUUCUGGCCCGUGAGACUCUUGAGGACGAAGAGGAAGAUGUUGCCGGCUGGGACAUGGGUGAAGAGAUCAACGUGGAGGAGGAUGUCGACUUCGUCAACGUCGACAGCGCAGAGGCUGGCGCAGGCAGCUCUGAGGCCGACCUUUGGGCUCGCAACUCUCCCCUUGCGGCUGAUCAUGUCGCUGCUGGUUCUUUCGAUACCGCCAUGCAGCUUCUCAAUCGGCAAGUUGGUGCUGUCAACUUCGCUCCUCUCAAGAGUCGCUUCCUCGAAGUAUAUAAGGCGUCCAGGACUUACCUGCCCGCUACCGCCGGGCUUCCUCCUUUGGUUAACUAUGUGCGACGCACUGUUGAGGAAACUGACAGCCGCAAAGUCCUGCCCAUCAUUCCCAAGGAUCUAGAGACGAUUGCCAACGUCGACCUCCAGGAGGGUUACGCUGCAAUGAGGGCGAACAAACUGGAGGAUGGAGUGAAGAUUUUCAAGGGAAUUUUGCAUUCUGUUCUUGUCAACACCGUGUCUUCCGAAGCCGAGGUCGAGCAGGCGAAGAAGAUCAUCGAGACCGCUCGGGAAUACAUUCUUGCCAUGUCUAUCGAACUUGAGCGCCGCUGCCUAUCAACGGAUACACCGGAGAACCUCAAGAGGAGUCUCGAGCUCUCUGCCUACUUUACCAUUCCCAAGCUGGAGGUCGCUCAUCGUCAGCUUGCACUGAUGGCUGCAAUGAAGUUUGCCUUUGCCAACAAGAACUACUCGUCCGCCCUGAGCUUUGCCAACCGUAUGUUGGCCAACGGAGGCUCGGCUAAGCUUCUUGAUCAGGCCAAGAAGAUCAAAGCACAGUGCGAGCGUAGCCCGCAAGACAAGAUCGAUAUCGAGUUCGACCAGUUCGCCGAAUUUGACAUCUGCGCCGCGUCGUUCACUCCUAUCUAUGGGGGUUCUCCUAGCGUGUCGGAUCCUUUCACCGGUGCCAAGUAUCAUGAACAGUACAAGGGUACCGUGUGCCGGAUAUCUGAAGUGACGGAGAUUGGAGCACCGGCUAGCGGACUACGUCUGUUCGUUCCCGGCCAGUAG